UCAUCGCUGUUCUUCGCGCGAGCUCCACGCAGACGCGCGCGCUGACUGUUUGGACCGUUGCGGGAGUCAAACACGAACCGUCUUUACUAAACUGAGGAUUUCCCCAUUUAACCUAAAAUAUCUGCUUGUAUGAGCCUGGACAUUACGUACUAACGAAAUAACUGCACAUGGGCUGCGGGUAUUGCAGGUUUCUGCGUUUAUAACUCGUGUUCUUUGCCUAGAAGUAGACGUCGUGGUUUCUGAGAUUAACAGACCCACAAAAUGGCAACAGACGAGCUGUCAAUGAAGCUGAACCGCCGGCUGAAGAUCGAAGAGGGUGGUCAGGAUCCUGUAGCCUUGGAUGAAGCUCACGAAAACGGGGCUCAUGACAAGUCGUCCACGGCGAGCGCCGACUCGGAACUGGAGGCGAAGCUGAUGCGUCGCGGCGAGCUGAACGAAGGGGUGGGAGAGCACCAGCAGCCCAGCAUGAAGGUGUUCAACCCCUACACCGAGUUCAAGGAGUUCUCCAGAAAACAGAUCAAAGACAUGGAGAAAAUGUUCAAACAGUAUGACUCUGAGAAGGACAACUUUAUUGACCUGAUGGAGCUGAAGCUGAUGAUGGAGAAACUAGGGGCUCCACAGACUCACCUGGGCCUGAAGAACAUGAUCAAAGAGGUGGAUGAGGACUUGGAUGGCAAACUCAGCUUCAGGGAGUUCCUCUUGAUCUUCAGGAAGGCGGCAGCAGGGGAGCUGGCUGAGGACAGUGGGCUGCAUGUCUUGGCACGUCUCUCUGAAAUUGACGUGUCCACUGAGGGAGUGAAAGGAGCGAAGACCUUUUUUGAAGCCAAAGUCCAGGCCAUUAAUGAAUCAAACCGUUUUGAAGCGGAGAUCCGUCACGAGCAGGAGGAGAAGAAAAAGCAAGCAGAAGAGAAGAAACAGAGACAAGCGGCAUUCAAAGAGCUGCAGUCAGCCUUCAAAUGACCAUCUUCGCUAGAAGAGCCCAGCCUAAAUCACCCCCCUCCUCACCCUUACUGUCUGUCUGCCUGACUGUGUUUUGUUUAUCAGAGCGCCCUUAGCAGAGAUACUAUGCAAGGCUUUUAGAGGUGUCUGUUCACUUCCUGUGAGAGGGGUCAAUGCAUAGUUAAAGACUGUAAGUAACGUACAGAUGCUCUUCUCUUAUGGAUGUUGAACUGGCAGCCCUCUGAAGCACUUAUCUGUCUACAUUGGACUGGAUGCAUCACUGAAUAUUUGUUCUCUUUUCUGAUAUUUUAGCACACACAUCUGCAUAUGUGAGAGCUUUUUCACGUCACUUGGGUCCUGUUCUUAAUGUUGUUAAAGUGCACCAGGGUGUAUACAUCUUAAAGGAAGUUUGAACUUGUUUUACAUUUUUAACAGUUUUUAAAAUGCAAAUUGUUGAAUGAUAUCGCUGCAUCCAGUCCAUUGUAUUCUUAUUGUGCGCUGCAUCUAAUGGUAUACUUUGUUUGCAUCAAAGGCUAAGCUCCAUGGUGUCCUUGCUAACGACCUAGCACAGCAAAGCCUUUACACUGUGGUUUGGAGUGAGUGCAUGUGUGAUGGAGCUGGUUGUGGUGGGUGUUUUUGUUUUUGCAUGGUCACUGUGAUGUCUUGACAAUCUUCCCCCUUUGAAUGGAUCUCUGUAAUGUCAGGUAGUGUUGCUUCCUGCCCCUGCUGCUGAGUGUGACACUUCUCUCUGUCUGUCUUUUGCUUAAAUACAUGCAGAAAGAAAACGUAGUCAUAGUAUAGUAUUGUCAUAGUAUUGUCCGUUAUUGAUACGGCCUGUCACAAUCAUGACAUUUUAGCUGAUGAGUAAUUACCAUAGAAAUAAUUCCAAUAAACAGUUUUUGUCUUCACUGUGUGCAACUACUAGUACAAUCCUAAUGGUGCCAGUAGGCUGGUUAGUAGGGGUGCAAAAUUAUAUCAAAAUCAUGUCUAUCAGCAGAUAUUUGCUUUGAAAAGAAGUAUCGGCAUUGGACAAUGUUUAGAUUUGACCGGUAUUUUAAAAUCACUUGUGUAUUAUACUCUGAAAGGAUAGAAUAUUUAGUCAAUACUGGGCCACAGCACUGAAAUAGCUGCAUUUUAUUAAUUUUACUGCAUUUAUAGCCCAUUAAAAAUGUUAUGUUUCUCUGUAGUGCUAUUUCAGAUAGCGUAGCCCCAUGUUCUACAUUUUAUAAAUAUUUAUGUAUCCGCAUUGACAAGUAUGUACAUUGAAGAUAUUCGGUAUUAGUAUCAGCCCAAAAUUAUUAUAUCAGGUGCAUCCCUACUGAUUUGCCAUCUUGCUUCUUAGCCGUCAAGCCCCCACCUGACAGAGACAGGUGCAGCAUUACUCGCCAAUCAGAAGAUUUUUGUUGUUCGUGUAAGACAUGCCAUGUCUUGAUAAAUGCGUUUUCUGAUUUCUUUCAUAUACAUGCCUUUGCCUCAACCCAACUGAUAAAAGCGCACCCAGUUCAUAUUCUGUUAUUGUUGUAAACAUAGGCUUGUGAAAGCUAACAACGGUGGGGAAACAAGCUCAGGUUUAUAGCUUUAAACUAUAAUCAUUAUGAUCAGCUCAAAUUAUUAUGCAAUAAUUGUGACAGGCCUACCUGCGUUCAUUUUUAUUGCUGUGCAAUUGUUCUACCACCCAGUCGUUUUGUGAUUUGCAGAGACCAAGAUGUUUUUUUUACAUAUAUUUCCAUGUUAAACCAAUGCACUUUGCUAAUAACAUCAGGCACUCGCUUUUCAUCCAUGUUCUAAUCUAGCUGUUCUACUGGGAAAGCGUACUCAGGCCAUAAGUCUAGAAGACUAUGCUAUUAUGCUGCUGGCCAUCUAUGCUAAGUGCUUCCCUAUUCAUAUGUUUGUGUGUGUUGUGUGUAUGUUUGUGUCUCUAAACAGUAACUGUGAGAUGCUGAUUGGGUGGGUGGGAUUUAAGAGAGAUGGGCAUGAUUUGGGGCUCUAAAAUCCAUCUCCUCAGUUCAACUGCAUGAGCUCUUUAGUGUCAGCUGCCAGUGGAAAUAUUCUUGGUGCUUCUUGUAAUGUGUUGUGGCUAAAUGAAAUCAGGUGCUGGCAUGAUAAUAUCAGUCUGCUCACCUCUCAGCAGAGCCCUUUAGACUAUUAUUUGCACACUGUACUACUGUGGCAAGGUGAAGGUAAAUGUUUUAUUUUUAGUUGCCUUCUAAAGAACAUCAGAAAGAAAUGGCUUGCUUUUUUUAAUGAGCAGAGACGAAAUAUGCAUGCAGGGCAACUUCAAACUUGAGUUAGUUGUAUGAAAUUUUAAUUCAAAUAAUAAAGUUUAGUUUAAUAUGGUAAAACGGGGAUCUCCUCACAAAUUAAGUUGAGUUUUUGAAUUAGUGCUUUUAAUAUUUGAAUUGAAUUUCAGUAGUUAGUCAAAAAGACAAACUCACGCAGCACACAACAGCACAGGUAACUAAGAAAUGUAUAAAGAAUAGAAUAUUUUUUCAUGAAAUAAACCUAAGAUGCUUUUAGUUUUGUAUGGUGAGUCUUGUGAAAACAAGCUUAUUUUCUUGAAAUGGGUGUCGUCCACAAGUUUCCCUGUAGGACAAUGGCUGUGGAUGUCAACUGUUCCUCAUAUUCAGAGUUGUAUUCUGUGAUUAAAUACUAGUGUUUCCUUUGUUUGUUUGUUUUUAUUUUGAAAACAAUGUUGUGGACUGUUGCUAUGCAUCGUGUUGUAUUCAUAAAAUGUGUAGUACAAUAUAUUCACUGGCAACUUGUCUGAUUGUUUUGUGAAAAUGCAAACAAUAGAUGCAUGAAUCUGUUUCACAGUCCUGAUAUUUCACUUUGUCUGUUUCCUUGUUAUAUUUUUCCUCUCUCUGUAACCAGAUUAAAUGUGCAGUGGAUAUUGAGAGAUGAAUGUUGGAGUGCAUACAGUGGCAAAUGCCAAAAUAAUGGAAACACUUGAGUAAAUGAGGGAUACAGAUGACAUUGAGGCAGGUGAAAAAUAAGGUGAGCCACAUGUAGUACAAUUCAAUCCAACUGGAGAUGAUGUUUACCAACAGCCGUGAAACCAAUAAUUAAUUUUAUGAGAUGUUCCGUGAUUUGGUUGUUCAUAGGAUAAUGGAAAACCCUGUUUCAGUGAUUAUGCUGGAUUCCACCAUGAUUGUCCCAAGUUGUGUUCAUCUGAAAAAGAUCCCAUCCAAACAGAGCUGCUUUAGGUUUUUACAUUAGAAUUCCUCAUUUAUUUAUGUGUUAUCAUUUCAGAGGCACUUGCCAAAAAAUCAGUGAUUGGUGGAUAGAGGACCAAUGCUUUCUAAUUACACCGGUCAGUUUUCCAACCCCAUCUUCUGUGCAGGGAGCCUAAAUUCUGUAUUGUUGCUUGAUGUGGUUCUGAUUUUGUUGUCUUUUCAUAGUUGGUUUACAACACUGUGCCAAAUGCUUUAGCAAAGUUCAGUUCCUUUUCCAUAAAACGUCAUUUAGUCAUUUAUGAUCUUAAGUCAUUUAUUAUCUAAGAGCAGGAAGAACACAAAGUGCAUUGCAUGUGGCUCCCAUCACUGGGAUCGUGAACCACAUAUCAGUUCAUUCUAGUUCUGCAGGUGGCUCUUGAAGCAGGUUAACAUGGACUGACUGGGUUCACAGUGCACUGUUUAGGGAACCUCUAGACUCCAUGCUAACAAAACUUAAUUGGAUGCCCUCAAAUGAUAAUGUUCUUGAGCUCUUAAUAAAUUCUGAAAAAUGCACAAACUUAAAAUUGGUGCUUUGUGCAAUGUAACAUUAUGCAAUUGACAGAGAUGGAUGAAUCCAGAACUGUAAGGUAGUAGGGAACAUGUCAAGCAAAAUUAAAAAUCAGUGAUUUAAAUUUUUUUUUUUCAUUUUUCCCACGCAUGCAAUUUAUUCCUUGGAAUAAAAGGGUUUCAGUGGCCUUGUGCCAUCUUUAGCUGUAUCUUCUCAUCAUUGUCUGUCAUUGGUGUUGGUUUCAUCCUUGUGUAGGCUUAUGAUUAUUACAGUGGCUAAAAUAUGUAGUUAUUUUUUGUAUAAUUCUUAUGGCAAUAAAACAUUUAACAUUG
Messenger RNA from Pygocentrus nattereri (red-bellied piranha), 4991 nucleotides. RefSeq names its product EF-hand domain family, member D2 (gene efhd2). The coding region runs from base 262 to 960 and encodes 232 amino acids. Lineage: Eukaryota; Metazoa; Chordata; Actinopteri; Characiformes; Serrasalmidae. Gene Ontology annotation, molecular function: calcium ion binding. The record is from RefSeq and is a predicted model, not a curated record. The transcript is spliced from 4 exons.